Molecule: messenger RNA, 1119 nt
Organism: Epinephelus moara (kelp grouper)
Lineage: Eukaryota; Metazoa; Chordata; Actinopteri; Perciformes; Serranidae
Exons: 3
Coding region: 1-1119 (372 amino acids)
Source: RefSeq, a predicted model, not a curated record
AUGUGGAAGAACCUGCAGGACCGUUUUGUAAAGGCCAAAAAGAGAGCACAUGGAAAGACCCGUGACCCUGGUGGAAGCCAACUGGUGCCACCGAUCCUGAAGGAACUCGGAUGGCUGUCCCAGUUCAUCAAAUAUCGAGAGACUGACACUAAUUUUGAGAAUGAGGUGUAUUUUUCGGGGGAAUCGCGACAUUUUACACAAGGUUCUGUCCUCGGACCAAUUCUAUUCACUUUAUAUAUGCUUCACUUAGGUAACAUCAUUAGAAAUCACUCUGUAAAUUUCCAUUAUACACAAUUACAUCUAUCGAUAAAGUCAGACGAAACGGAUCAAUUAACUAAACUUCAAAAAUGCCUUAAAGAUAUAAAAACCUUGGUGAGCUCCAAUUUCCUUAUGUUAAAUUCAGACAAAGCAGAAGUUAUUGUUCUUGGCCCCAAACACCUCAGAAACUCGCUAUCUGAAGAUAUAGUUUCUCUGGAUGGCAUUGCUCUGGCCUCCAGCACUAACGCAAGAGACCUCAGAGUAAUAUUUGACCAAGAUUUGUCUUUUAACUCCCACAUAAAACAAACUUCACAGACUGCAUUCUUUCAUCUGCUUAAUAUUACAAAAAUUAGGCCUAUCCUGUCCCCAAAAGAUGUAGAAAAAUUGGUCCACACUUUUGUUACCUCUAGGCUGGGUUACUGCAAUUCCCUUUUAUCAGGUAGCUCCAAUAAGUCUUUGAAAACUCUCCAACUGAUCCAGAAUGUGGCGGCACGUGUACUGGCAAGAACUAAAAAAAGAGAUCAUAUUUCUCCUGUUUUAGCUCCUGUGCACUGGCUCCCUGUAAAAUCCAGAAUUGAAUUUAAAAUCCUUCUCCUCACUUACAAGGCUCUAAAUGGUCAAGCUCCAUCAUAUCUUAGAGAGCUCAUAGUGCCAUAUUAUCCCACCAGAACAUUGCGCUUUGAGAAUGCAGGGUUACUCGUGGUCCCUAAAGUCUCCAAAAGUAGAUCAGGAGUCAGAGCCUUCAGCUUUCAGGCUCCCCUUCUGUGGAACCAUCUUCCUGUUUCUGUCCGGGAGGCAGACACCAUCUCAACAUUUAAGUCUAGACUUAAGACUUUCCUUUUUGAUAAAGCUUAUAGUUAG